GGUCAAAUCUUUCAUCACUGCACUGUUGUUGAAUCGUCUGAGCGCAUCUAUUGUUUACAUGGGAGUCGUGGGACGGUGUUUACGUGGUAUAUUAUCUAAUUGGCGAUUACAAAACAGACUGGCGUAUGGAUUAACCGAUUUCGGUCCAAGCACACAAGCGCACCAAAACCGUGAACUGUACAUAGAUAUCAUAUCGAUAAAAGAUCAAGUCGCAUACAACAACUAUAUAAAUAAGAUAAGACAGUAAUACAAAAAGGAAAAUGAAGACAACCAUUUCCGCUAAACAUACUCUGCACAGUGGAAUUUUUCAUCCUGUUUUAAGACAGUGGCAGUCACCAAAUGUAGAAAUCACUGCUAAUAAUCUUAUGUAUCCCAUAUUCGUGUCAGAUGAAAAAAACGCUAAAGAUGCCAUUAAUAGCAUGCCUGGUGUGUAUCGCUAUGGUAUUAAUCAAUUAGAAAAAAUGUUGCAACCUUUGGUAGCAAAAGGGUUGCAGGCAGUUCUCUUAUUUGGCGUAUCGCAGUAUCUCGAGAAAGAUGAAAUUGGCAGUAAUGCUGAUAGUACAAAAAACCCUAUUAUACAAGCUGUAUUCUUAUUAAGAAGGAAAUUUCCUGACUUAUUAAUAGCAUGCGAUGUUUGUUUAUGUGCGUAUACAAGUCACGGUCAUUGUGGAAUACUCAAUGAUGACGGUAGUAUUAAUAAUACUUACAGCAUUCAGCGAAUCGCUGAAGUCGCUGUAUCGUAUGCAAAAGCUGGUGCGCAAAUUGUUGCGCCAUCUGAUAUGAUGGAUGGUAGAAUAAGUGCGAUAAAGCAAGCUCUAGCUACUGCUGGAUAUUUGAAUAAAGUAGCAGUCUUAUCUUAUGCUGUAAAGUUUGCGUCAGGACUUUACGGCCCUUUUCGGGAUGCAUCACAAUCUGCACCGAAAUUUGGCGAUCGCAAGUGUUAUCAGUUACCUCCUGGUAGCAACGGGUUAGCAGCUAGAGCUGCCGCAAGAGAUGUAGAUGAAGGAGCAGACAUGCUGAUGGUAAAGCCAGGAUUGCCGUAUUUAGAUGUGGUGCGACAGACAAAAGAUGCACAUCCAGAGUAUCCAAUAUUUGUGUAUCAAGUUUCAGGAGAGUAUGCCAUGUUGCAUCAUGGUGCGCAAAACGGCGCAAUCAAUUUAGAGAAUGUACUGAAUGAAAUAUUACUCUCUAUGAGAAGAGCAGCUCUACUAAUAGUGGGGCUGCUUGCAGUCAUCACAAUUGCGAAAGAAGAUAAGGAGAAGGAAGAUAUUGGCACAGUAAUAGGAAUUGAUUUGGGUACAACAUAUUCAUGUGUGGGAGUUUAUAAAAAUGGCCGUGUGGAGAUCAUAGCCAACGAUCAGGGUAACCGUAUCACACCAUCUUACGUAGCGUUCACUAAUGAUGGUGAACGAUUGAUUGGCGACGCUGCUAAAAAUCAGUUAACAACAAAUCCGGAAAACACCGUAUUCGAUGCCAAACGACUAAUUGGUCGUGAAUGGUCAGAUCCCACAGUGCAACAUGAUGUCAAGUUCUUUCCAUUCCCAGUUAUUGAAAAAAAUAAUAAACCGCACAUCAAAGUCGAGACUAGUCAGGGAGAAAAAGUCUUUGCGCCAGAGGAGAUCUCCGCUAUGGUAUUGGGCAAGAUGAAGGAAACUGCUGAGGCAUAUCUUGGCAAGAAGGUUACUCAUGCGGUAGUUACAGUGCCGGCUUACUUUAACGAUGCACAAAGACAGGCAACUAAAGACGCUGGAACAAUCUCUGGUCUGGUUGUAAUGAGGAUUAUCAACGAACCAACCGCCGCUGCAAUCGCAUACGGUUUAGACAAAAAAGACGGCGAGAAAAACGUGCUGGUAUUUGACUUGGGUGGUGGUACUUUCGAUGUCAGCUUACUUACUAUUGACAACGGCGUAUUUGAAGUAGUCGCUACUAAUGGUGACACUCAUCUGGGAGGCGAAGAUUUCGAUCAACGUGUAAUGGAUCACUUCAUCAAGCUUUAUAAGAAGAAGAAAGGCAAGGAUAUCCGUAAAGAUAACCGAGCUGUACAAAAACUGCGUCGUGAGGUCGAGAAAGCCAAGCGAGCGCUCAGUGCUAGCCAUCAGGUCAGGAUUGAGAUUGAAUCAUUCUUCGAGGGUGAGGACUUCUCCGAGACACUGACUCGUGCCAAAUUUGAAGAACUUAACAUGGAUCUCUUCCGCAGCACUUUGAAACCCGUGCAAAAAGUUUUGGAAGAUUCCGACAUGAGUAAGAAAGACGUGGAUGAAAUUGUCUUGGUUGGUGGUUCAACAAGAAUUCCAAAGGUUCAGCAAUUAGUCAAGGAAUUCUUCGGUGGUAAAGAACCGUCUCGCGGUAUCAAUCCCGACGAAGCCGUUGCUUACGGUGCUGCUGUACAAGCCGGUGUACUUUCCGGAGAACAAGACACUGAUGCAAUUGUACUUCUUGAUGUUAAUCCUCUCACUUUGGGUAUCGAAACCGUUGGUGGUGUAAUGACUAAACUUAUUCCAAGAAACACAGUCAUUCCCACGAAAAAGUCUCAAAUAUUCUCCACGGCCUCCGAUAGCCAACACACCGUUACAAUUCAAGUGUACGAAGGCGAGCGUCCUAUGACCAAGGACAAUCAUCUACUUGGCAAGUUUGAUUUGACUGGCAUUCCGCCGGCACCACGAGGCAUACCGCAAAUCGAAGUCACAUUCGAGAUCGAUGCUAACGGCAUCAUGCAGGUAUCGGCUGAAGAUAAGGGCACCGGUAACCGUGAAAAGAUUGUCAUCACAAAUGAUCAGAAUCGCUUAACGCCCGAUGAUAUCGAGCGAAUGAUCAAGGAUGCGGAAAAGUUUGCUGAUGACGAUAAGAAAUUAAAAGAGCGCGUAGAGGCACGUAACGAUCUCGAGUCGUAUGCUUACUCGCUGAAGAAUCAGCUGGCUGACAAGGAAAAGCUCGGUUCGAAAGUAAGCGACGCGGACAAAGCCACAAUGGAGGAAGCGAUUGAGGAAAAGAUUAAAUGGCUGGAGGACAACCAAGAUACGGAGCCGGAAGAAUAUAAAAAGCAAAAGAAAGAGCUUACUGACAUCGUUCAACCUAUCAUAGCCAAAUUGUAUCAGGGCGCGGGUGGCGGUGUCCCACCAACUGGCGAUGAAGAAGAUCUUAAAGAUGAGCUUUAACUGCAAGCUAGCGAUCCGUUCGCUUCGAUUUACAGUUUAGACUGAUUACUCGCCUCCUAAGCAAAUACUUUACAGAAAUAUCAUUGAUUACUACAAGUGGCUGAGCGAAGUACACUCGCGAGGCCAUGUACGUUCUCGCCGUACGUUUAGUUAAUAAUAGCAGUCAGGUUCUAAGUUUUGCUAACAUAUAAUAUAUACUAUAUGUAAAUUUAAUAAUUAAGUUAAGGAAAAUUUUUGCGAAGCUAAAUGUGCAGUAAGAAUACGAGUCUCUGUUAGAUAAGUAUAUAAAUUUUUAAGAAAAGUGCGAGAAAGUAUCAAAAAGCGAUAGAAUAUAUGAGUGUUUAAAAAAAUUAAAGAAAACAUACGUCGGAAUAUGUUUAGCCGUAAAUAUUUAUAAAUUCUAAGCCGAAUAUUACGUUACUGCAUUUUUUGUUAUAUUUUUUUAUGAUUUGUUGUUUUGUUGUUUGUUAUUUAAUUGGCUAUUCUCUCAGAAAUUUCUGUAGAGAAUUCUAUCCGAUAAGCUAGCUAAUCGAUAUACAGUCAAAUCUCUUCUAGCUCUCUCUAUUCUUGACAAACUUCUUCCCUUUUUAAUUUUGUCGUUUCUCACAGCCAUUUUCUGGAGGAAGAGAAUAAGAAUAAAGGUGGAGUCUGGUUCCGACUUUGUAUUAAGAAUAGAAGGAUUCGAUUGUGUAUUUGAAAUCUUUUUUUUCUGUUGUACGACAAAAACGCAACAACGCAAUAAUAACCUAAUGCUAAUUUAACGUUUUCUCGCACCUUUUCUUUAGCCAAACUUGUUCUAACUCAUACGACUAGAUGUGUACAA
Messenger RNA from Pseudomyrmex gracilis, 3978 nucleotides. It is a transcript of the gene Hsc70-3, whose product is annotated as heat shock 70 kDa protein cognate 3. Gene Ontology annotation, molecular function: porphobilinogen synthase activity; ATP-dependent protein folding chaperone; ATP binding. The transcript is spliced from 12 exons. Gene Ontology annotation, biological process: cellular response to unfolded protein; endoplasmic reticulum unfolded protein response; protein refolding. The record is from RefSeq and is a predicted model, not a curated record. Gene Ontology annotation, cellular component: endoplasmic reticulum chaperone complex; membrane; endoplasmic reticulum lumen. Lineage: Eukaryota; Metazoa; Arthropoda; Insecta; Hymenoptera; Formicidae. Bases 261 to 3155 code for a protein of 964 amino acids.